This is a messenger RNA of Salarias fasciatus (jewelled blenny), 1245 nucleotides long. RefSeq names its product cytochrome P450 2K4-like. Bases 1 to 1245 code for a protein of 414 amino acids. The transcript has 9 exons. Gene Ontology annotation, cellular component: cytoplasm; intracellular membrane-bounded organelle. Gene Ontology annotation, biological process: xenobiotic metabolic process. The record is from RefSeq and is a predicted model, not a curated record. Gene Ontology annotation, molecular function: iron ion binding; oxidoreductase activity, acting on paired donors, with incorporation or reduction of molecular oxygen, reduced flavin or flavoprotein as one donor, and incorporation of one atom of oxygen; heme binding. Lineage: Eukaryota; Metazoa; Chordata; Actinopteri; Blenniiformes; Blenniidae.
AUGUUUGUCUCAGCAGUCCUGCUGUUAGUAUGCCUUUACUUUUUAAUUCUCAAAACCCGGAGGCCCAGGAACUUUCCUCCAGGGCCCUUUGCUCUGCCCAUAUUGGGAAACCUUUUACAGCUGAGCCUGGAGGAUCCCUUGAAGUAUGUUGAGAAGCUGAGAAGAAAUUAUGGAAAUGUCUACAGUCUGUUCAUCGGUUCCAAUCCAGCUGUUGUCAUCAGUGGGUUAAAGGUCAUGAAGGAGGCCAUGGUGACCAAGGGGGUGGAUUUUGCUGGACGACCCCAAAACCUGUUCAUCAAUGCUAUCACCAUGAAAAGAGGAGUGGCUCUGGCCGACUAUGGGUUGAGUUGGAAGGAGCACCGUCGCUUUGCUCUGAUGACUCUGAGAAACUUCGGGAUGGGGAGGACCUCAAUGGAGGACCGGAUUCAUGGGGAGAUUCAGUACCUCAUCAAAACUCUGGAGAGCAACGUUGGUGAAACCAUGAGUCCUGAGCACAUGUUUCACAAGGCAGCGUCAAACAUCAUCUGCCAGGUUCUGUUUGGUACACGCUACGAAUAUGACAACGACUUUGUCACAGUGAUAAUUCAGUCUGUUGUUGAGAUUACCAAGCUCAUCAAUGGUCCUUGGUCGAUGCUGUAUGAUUCCUUUCCCUUCAUUCGUAACCUGCCGCUACCCUUCCAAGAGGGCAUUAAAAAUGCAGAGGUAAUGCUAACAAUCAUUACAGAAAGAUGUCAGCGGGAGAUCGAUCAGGUGCUGGAAGGGAAGGCUCGGGUCACUUUUGAGGACAGACAUAAAAUGCCUUAUGUUCAGGCUGUGAUCCAUGAAAUUCAGAGAGUGUCCAACGUUGGUCCACUCAGCAUUUAUCACUGUACCACCAAAGACACAGAACUCAUGGGAUAUUCACUUCCAAAGGGAACCAUAAUCAUUCAGAACUUGACCUCGGUGCUGAAUGAGGAAGGCCAGUGGAAGUUCCCUCAUGAAUUCAACCCUAAAAACUUCCUCAAUGACAAAGGAGAAUUCUUCAAACCGGAGGCCUUCAUGCCUUUCUCUGCAGGUCCUCGGAUGUGUCUCGGAGAGGGUCUGGCUCGCAUGGAGCUCUUCCUCAUCCUGGUCACUCUGCUGAGGAAGUUCAAGUUCAUCUGGCCUGAAGACGCAGGAGAACCAGACUUCACUCCUGUCUUUGGUCUCACCCUGACACCCAGACCGUAUCGCAUGAAGGUGGAGCUCAGAUCAACCAGAGACUGA